AUGUUGAAAAGAUGGCUAUUGGCUUUGCUGGUCCGGGUGACUCCGGUGGCCAUUGUGCUCUGCUGUGCCACGACUCUGCUCUACCUGCUGGCUUGCAGAUCCGCAUUCAGAGACCCCCAGCAGGACACCCUGUGGUCGUCUGGCACCACCAGUAAGGAAGGCUACAUGGCGCUGCUCCAGGAGAGGGAGGACUCCCACAAACAUUACAUUGACAGCUUGGGAAAGCAGAUAGCGCAGCUCAAGGAGGCUCUCCAGGAGAGGACGCUGCAGCUGCAGGAGUCACUGGAUAAAGCCAAGGCCAAAGGGAUCCUACCUCUAGGCCUGGAGAGUCUGCACAAAACCCCUACAUCAUCCAACCUCAAGGAGUUCUUCCGCUCCCAGCUAAACCAUGCAGAGAUCAACACAGGCGUGUCUCUACCUAAUGAGUAUGUUGUGAUCCCAUUUGACACUUUUACACUGAAAAGAGUGUACCAUUUGGAGAGAGGCCUGACCAGGCAACCCGAGGAGAAGCCUGUGAGGAAGGACCGCCGGAAUGAGCUGACGGCCAGUGUGGAGACAGCCCUGCACGUUCUCAAUGGACCACGGCAACAUAUAGACACCAGCAGAAGGAAACACACAUUUUCUCCAUCAGAUUUCAUUGAGGGGCUGACCCGCACCGAGCGGGACAGGGGUACCGUGUACGAGCUGAUGUUCAAAGGCGACGGGCCACAGGACUACGUCAAGACGGUGCUAUUCAGGCCUUUCGGCCCCUUGGUUAAGGUGAAGAGCGCACAGGUGGAUGUGCGCGGCAUACUCGUCAACAUCAUCAUUCCGCUUUCCGAGAGGGUUGACACCUUCCGACAGUUUAUCCGCAACUUCAGAGAAGUUUGCAUCCAGCAGGACAACAGGGUCCAUCUGACAAUAGUCUAUUUUGGGCGUGAGCAGAUUUACCAGGUGAAAGCAGCACUGGAUCAGACAACCAGGGAGACCCGCUUCAGGAACUUCACACUGAUACAGCUCAAUGAGGAAUUCUCACGUGGGCGGGGCCUCGAAGUAGGCGCUCGGGCCUGGCGGCAAAACCAAAACAUCCUGAUGUUUUUUUGCGACGUUGACAUCAUCUUCACAGCAGAUUUCUUGACUUCCUGUCGCCUAAAUGCAGAGCCUGGCAAAAGGGUAUAUUACCCAAUCCUCUUCAGUCAGUACAACCCAUCUAUCAUCUACAGUAAUUACACUCAUGUACCACCAAUUCAGCAACAACUGAGUAUAAAACGUGACACAGGUUUCUGGAGAGAUUUUGGCUUUGGAAUGACAUGCCAGUACAGGUCGGAUUUCCUCAAAAUAGGUGGCUUUGAUCACAAUAUUAAAGGCUGGGGGAUGGAGGAUGUACAUCUGUACAGGAAGUACCUGCACAGCAAGCUGAUGGUGGUGCGCGCCCCAUCGCGCAGUCUUUUCCACAUGUGGCAUGAGAAGAAGUGCAGUGAGGAUCUGCCUCCGGCUAAGUAUCAGAUGUGCUUGCAAACAAAGGCCAUGACUGAGGCCUCGCAUGGCCAGUUGGGGGAGCUACUCUUUAAAGCGGACAUUCAGGCGCACUUUGAGAGGAACAGAAAAAGCUCAUGA
Messenger RNA from Nerophis lumbriciformis (worm pipefish), 1596 nucleotides. Lineage: Eukaryota; Metazoa; Chordata; Actinopteri; Syngnathiformes; Syngnathidae. The record is from RefSeq and is a predicted model, not a curated record.